This is a messenger RNA of Harpegnathos saltator (Jerdon's jumping ant), 3169 nucleotides long. RefSeq names its product Ionotropic receptor 8a (gene Ir8a). Gene Ontology annotation, biological process: monoatomic ion transport. The record is from RefSeq and is a predicted model, not a curated record. The coding region runs from base 194 to 2893 and encodes 899 amino acids. Gene Ontology annotation, molecular function: ligand-gated monoatomic ion channel activity; signaling receptor activity. Gene Ontology annotation, cellular component: membrane. The transcript is spliced from 17 exons. NCBI's taxonomy places the organism in Eukaryota, Metazoa, Arthropoda, Insecta, Hymenoptera, Formicidae.
UCGUCGUUUCAUCGCGCCACGCCGUUCGUACGUCGUCCAUCUGUAUUAUCCUGCUGCACCUGCUGCACGAGCUACGAGGAACGAGGAAGGUAUCGCUCGCACAGCCGGCUCGCGCAGUCUUUAGCAGGCCUGCGAAGCGGCGCGCUUCCGAAUCGAAGGGGACCAGUCGGAGACCGGUGAAGCAGGUUGACCCAUGACUCUCGCUAUGUCAACGAGGACGAGGACGUCGCCCGUGUUGACCAUCCACGCGCUCCUCUUGCCGCUUGCGCUCUGCCAGAUGCCGAUGAAUCUGUUGGUCGUGCUAGAGGAAGCCGAUUUGUCUAUCAUGGGUAUAUUGAACGACGCUGUUCCCGCGGCGGAGCAGAACUUCGCGAACGACAUGAUCACCGUGAACGUCGCGACCGUCACGGUGAAUCGCGAGAACGUGGACGCGAGUUUCGAAAAAGUGUGCGCCGUUCUGUACAAAGGAAUAAGCAUCAUACUCGACAUGACGUGGACCGGUUGGGACAAGCUGCGGAACAUCGCCGACGACCGAGGGAUAAUAUACAAGCGUGGCGACUGCAGCAUCAACCCCUACGUCCAAACGAUCGAUGAUCUGUUGAUUAUGAAAAAUGCGACGGACGUCGGCCUGAUCUUCGAGGACGAGAGAGAGCUGAAUCAGAGCCUCUACUAUCUCAUCGGCAAUUCGAUCAUCAGGCUGGUGGUGAUCGAUGAGUUGACGGAGCGAACGGUGUCGAAAAUACGGAGUAUGCGGCCGUCGCCUUCUUAUUACGCCAUUUACGCCAGCACGUCGAGAAUGGAGGAACUCUUCAAGACGGCUAUCGAGGGAGGAUUAGUUAAGAGGGAGGGCAUCUGGAACUUGGUGUUUACGGACAACAAUUAUCGCGAGUUUCAAUACGGAGAUCUUCAGCUCAACGUCUCUUUCACCAUCCUCAAUAUGAAUCCCGACAUCUGUUGCCGUCUGAUAGGCGAGGCAGCCUGCAAUUGCCCCAUGAACUUCAAGAUAUUCCCCUUCUAUUUCAAACGUUUGAUCGGCCUGAUCGUGAGCCUGAUGAGCGACGUGCAGAAAGCUGGGGUGAGCGUGGAGCCGAAAACCGGCCAGUGCUCCUCGUAUAAUUCUACUCCAGCCUCGAACGUCACAGCGGAGACAUUCAACAAGAUUUUGAUGACGAGACUGGACAACAACGAUACUUUCGAGUACUGGUCAGAGAAGUUGAUGAUCACUUAUAGGGCGGAGAUCGAGCUGCAAGCGGUUAGUCGAGGCUCCGUGGAAGCACUCGCAACUUGGACGAGACGUACAAAAAUUAAAGAAGCGGACGGGAAGAAAAUAGAGCCAGCCAGGCGAUUCUUCCGGAUUGGAACCGCACCGGCGGUCCCUUGGUCGGUCAUUAAGAAAGACCCGGCGGGCCAAGAAAUGCACAACGAGGAGGGAAAGGAGAUCUGGGAAGGUUACUGCAUCGACUUCAUACAAAAACUGUCCGAAGUGAUGCAGUUUGAUUACGAACUCGUUAUCCCCGAGGAUCAGGAUUUUGGCAAAAAAUUGCCCAAUGGCGAGUGGAACGGCUUAAUAGGCGAUCUAGCUCGAGGGGAGACCGAUAUCGCCAUAGCGGCGUUAACGAUGACGUCGGAGCGGGAGGAAGUCAUCGACUUUGUCGCACCGUAUUUCGAACAGUCCGGCAUACUAAUCGUAAUGAGAAAGCCGGUGCGCAAAACAUCCCUCUUCAAGUUCAUGACGGUGCUGAGACUCGAAGUCUGGCUCAGCAUCGUAGGCGCUUUGACUCUCACCGGUAUUAUGAUCUGGAUACUCGACAAAUACUCGCCGUACAGCGCGAGAAACAACAAGCAACUCUACCCGUAUCCUUGUCGAGAAUUCACGCUGAAGGAAAGCUUCUGGUUCGCCCUGACGUCCUUCACGCCGCAGGGUGGUGGCGAAGCUCCGAAGGCGUUAUCGAGCAGGACGCUGGUCGCGGCAUAUUGGCUGUUCGUCGUGCUGAUGUUGGCGACUUUUACCGCCAAUUUGGCCGCCUUCCUCACCGUAGAGAGAAUGCAGUCGCCUGUACAAUCGUUGGAGCAGCUAGCGCGGCAAUCGCGAAUCAAUUACACCGUGCUGGCCAACUCCAGCGCUCACCAGUACUUCAUAAACAUGAAGAACGCCGAGGAUAAACUUUACACGGUGUGGAAGGAGAUCACGCUGAACAGCACGAGCGAUCAGGUGGAGUACCGCGUCUGGGAUUAUCCGAUAAAGGAACAGUAUGGUCACAUUCUGCAGGCCAUCACCCAAGUUGGCCCCGUGAGGGACACCGCGGAGGGCUUCAAGAAGGUGAUAGAGAGCGAAAACGCCGAGUUCGCGUUCAUUCACGACUCGUCUGAGAUCAAGUAUGCGGUCACGAAGAACUGCAACCUGACGGAAGUGGGCGAAAUAUUCGCCGAGCAGCCGUACGCCAUCGCGGUGCAGCAAGGCAGUCACCUGCAAGAGGAAAUCAGCAGAAAGAUCCUCGAUUUGCAGAAGGACAGAUACUUCGAGACGCUAGCGUCCAAGUACUGGAAUCAGACGUUAAAGGCCCAAUGCCCGAAUUCCGAUGACAACGAGGGCAUCACGUUGGAGAGUUUGGGAGGCGUGUUUAUCGCCACUUUGUUCGGGCUCGGCCUGGCGAUGAUCACUUUGGCCGGUGAGGUGAUCUACUACCGCAAACGCGCCGUGAAGAGCAAGCCGAGCGACAAGAGGACGACGAGUGACAUCAAGAACGACAAGAUCAUGCAGAAGAUCGCGUCGAAGCUGCAGCUCAAGCCCGCGCCUACCGACGCAUUUUUCGGCAAGCAACUCGCCGGCAAUCAGGCGCCGCGCGUCUCUCACAUUUCCGUUUAUCCACGGCAGUUUCCCUUCAAAGAAUGAACCUUGGGAGAGCCCGCUACUCAAGGACGCUCCGCAUCCUGCGACUUCGAUUCCACGCGCGUCUCUCCGAGCUUUCCCUCUCGUCUCUCGAGGAUACACGAGGCACUUUUAACAGAUAGAACUCAUCACCGGAGUCGAGAAGUAGCACCCAAGGCGAUCCUCUCGCACUUGCGAUUUGCGUCUCAAGCGUUAUUCAUGUCCAGACAAUACCCAGUCUCGUUGUAAGGUCCAAUAAAACAUCGCACGGAGGCAAAAUAAAGUCUACAGACUGUCGAG